Messenger RNA from Columba livia (rock pigeon), 1955 nucleotides. RefSeq names its product destrin, actin depolymerizing factor (gene DSTN). The record is from RefSeq and is a predicted model, not a curated record. Bases 238 to 735 code for a protein of 165 amino acids. Gene Ontology annotation, molecular function: actin filament binding. Gene Ontology annotation, biological process: actin filament severing; actin filament fragmentation. NCBI's taxonomy places the organism in Eukaryota, Metazoa, Chordata, Aves, Columbiformes, Columbidae. The transcript is spliced from 4 exons. Gene Ontology annotation, cellular component: cytoplasm; actin cytoskeleton; actin cortical patch.
CACGCGCGUGCGCGCGGAGCCGGGCGGGGUGGGAGGAGGGGUCCGGGGCGUUGCCACGCUCGGCUCCCACCAUAGCAACCGCUUCCUCCUCCGGGCACGGCGGCCGUGACGUCGGCAGCGUUUCCGCCCGGCUCGCGCCCUCGCCGCUUCUCUUCCUGCUGCCGGAGCCCGCGCCGCGCCCAGCAUCCGAGGGAACAGCCGCUGCCGCACCGCGCUCCGCCGCCUCCCGCCGACACCAUGGCAUCUGGAGUACAAGUUGCUGAUGAGGUAUGCCGUAUCUUCUAUGACAUGAAAGUGCGGAAGUGCUCUACACCUGAGGAAAUUAAGAAGAGGAAGAAGGCUGUCAUCUUCUGCCUCAGUCCAGACAAAAAGUGCAUUAUUGUGGAAGAAGGCAAAGAGAUUCUUGUGGGAGAUGUCGGUGUGACAGUUACCGACCCUUUCAAGCACUUUGUGCAGAUGCUUCCUGAGAAGGAUUGCCGUUAUGCCUUGUAUGAUGCAAGCUUCGAGACCAAGGAAUCCAAAAAAGAAGAGCUGAUGUUUUUCUUGUGGGCACCAGAACAAGCGCCUCUCAAAAGUAAGAUGAUCUAUGCAAGCUCCAAGGAUGCAAUCAAAAAGAAGUUUCAAGGCAUAAAGCAUGAAUGCCAAGCAAAUGGGCCAGAGGACCUCAACCGAGCUUGCAUUGCUGAGAAGCUAGGAGGCUCCCUAGUUGUAGCUUUUGAAGGAAGUCCUGUGUAGACGUCAUACAGUGCCACAACUCUACAAGCAUUCCAUGUUUUAAUAUAUCAAUUAUGUAAAGCAACCAUUCUAGGCAAGGGUUUCACUAACUGUAGGGAAGCUGUCUUGUAGAAUAAAGUAGAUUUUGGAGAUGUAGCUCGUAUGUACAAAUGACCCUAAAUAAAUCAAAUCUAAGGAUUUAUCUUGGUGUAUUAAUAUUUGCAUUGGUUGUCCAGCCCAAUAUUGUCCCUGAUGGGUUAACACUAAAGGUCUCAAAAAAUUUUGGUCUAAUGCAGCAGUGUAUCAUGGUUUGAAAGGGGGGAUGGGGGGGUGAGAACAGUCUGGUUCCUGUUCUUUUCUAAAUUGUAACAAGCAAAAUUCAGUCAGUCUUUUUGAGACUGCUGGCCAAAUUGCCAAACUCAAACUUUUCCCUUGUAACAAAACUUAAAACCUGUAGUUAAAGUUAGGUUAAAGCAACUGGUUGGCACCAAAACUCAUUUAAAUUUGUAGUGCUUGCAGUUGCGGAGCAUUGCUAAUAAAGGCUAAUUCUGAAGUUCAACAGAGAGAAAAUGGACAUACUUUUCUGGAGAAAUAGUCCUAAUCUGCUCUCUUGUAAACUCACGGUGCAGUAAUAAUAUUUAAAGGUUCACUCGUUCUGUAGGUUCAAUUUUAUUGUUUUAAAGUGUCUUGAGGUCUCUUCCAGCCUGAUUCUAUAUAAAAUGCUUUUCUGUUGACAUAGUUUAACUUAGAACUACCUUAGUUUCUCUAACACGAACUUACUAGCAGAUCAGGUGCUUCUGAGGCUUUUACAAAUGAAGAUUCUUGUAUUAGAGCUCUCCAAUUAUGGGUAGUACAAUGAGAAGGAACCACAUCUUAAAAAGUGGUAUUCUCAGCCCCAGUCUUUGGUCACUUGGUCCAUUUGUCCAUAGUUACUAUUGAUUUAACUUAGUAGAACCAAUCAGCCUGACUAAUAUGGCUUGAUCUGGGCUUUUUGUCUGUUAGCUUCUUCAAUUCUGUAGAAAUGCAUGGAAAUAUCACCUACUAGAAAGUUUGACCUGAAAUGCCUUUUGUAUGGGGGUUAGAGAACAUUCCUGUGCCAGCUACAGAGAUCUUAAAAGCUUCCAUGUUUCACCAGUGGUUGAUUAAAGCUGUUUCCUUUGUGUAACGUGUACAUGGGAGUUGCAUAGAGUUUUCCUGUAUGUCUGUAGAGAAAAAAGAAAAAAAAAAAAAAAAAAAACAAA